UAAACACAGGCUUUACACCUUAUCAAACCGUUUUUAUCACAAGCAAUUCUUCAUUAUAUACUUAAAAAAGACACUCAAAUAAAUCACCAAAUUCACAUCUCCACAAUCCAAAAUGCCAUCUCCAUCUCAACUCUUCUUCUUCAUCAUCUUCCAUCCCAUAUUUAUUUCUAUCUACUUCGCAGAUGGAGUUCAACUGAUCAUAGCAAACAACUGCCAAGUAAGCAUUUGGCCAGGACUUCUCGGAACCGCAGGCCACGAAACGCCAAGCGAAGGCGGUUUUCAUCUCCCCUCGGGCCAACAAACACUUCUCAACUUACCCGACAAAUGGUCGGGCAGAAUCUGGCCGAGACAAGGCUGUUGUUUCGACGAAAUAACCGGAAAAGGCUCGUGUCAAACUGGGGAUUGCGCCGGUUUACUACAAUGCAGAGGCAUCGGGGGUGUUCCUCCGGCUUCAAUAGUAGAAAUGACACUCGGAACUUCAAAUUCCGACUUACAUUACUAUGACGUUAGUCUAGUCGACGGAUUCAACAUUCCGGUCUCUAUGGUGCCCUUAGGCGGUGAUGCCGCCUGUGGAGUGGCCGCCUGCGAGGCGGAUUUGAAUGUUUGUUGCCCUGAAGCAUUGAUUAUGAAGAGAGGAGGGAAAAUUGUAGGGUGUAAAAGUGCUUGUUUGGCUGCUAAAAGUGAUAGGUAUUGUUGUAGAGGGCAAUUUGCUGAUCCUAAAAGUUGUAAACCUAAUAUUUUUGGUCAUCUUUUUAAGGCUAUAUGCCCUAAAGCAUAUAGUUUUGCUUAUGAUGAUGCUUCUGGUCUUAAAACUUGUAGGGCUCCUAGGUAUGUUAUUACCUUUUGCCCUCCUAUUUGAUGAUCUAUAGAAAUUCUCGUUUAGAUCGAGUUUAUGUAUGGUCGAUUGUCCCGAUAAAAGCUUUUGAUUCGUAAGUUGAUGAUUUAUUGUAUUUGUCGUAUCAUUUAGUAAUUGAAUAUUGGUUGACGUGAAAUGUUAUUGUUAAUGUUAUACUCCUAAUUGAUCUAUGAAAAUUCUUGUUUAGGUCGGGUUUAUGAAUGAUAA
Molecule: messenger RNA, 1063 nt
Organism: Mercurialis annua (annual mercury)
Lineage: Eukaryota; Viridiplantae; Streptophyta; Magnoliopsida; Malpighiales; Euphorbiaceae
Product: thaumatin-like protein
Exons: 2
Coding region: 113-859 (248 amino acids)
Biological process (GO): defense response
Cellular component (GO): extracellular region
Source: RefSeq, a predicted model, not a curated record